Molecule: messenger RNA, 384 nt
Organism: Pseudozyma flocculosa PF-1
Lineage: Eukaryota; Fungi; Basidiomycota; Ustilaginomycetes; Ustilaginales; Ustilaginaceae
Exons: 4
Coding region: 1-384 (127 amino acids)
Source: RefSeq, a predicted model, not a curated record
AUGCAGCUCACGCUUUCAAAGACGAUCGGCCUCGCGACACUGUUCGGCGCGCUCUUGCUAUCAGUCGCCCAUGCUCAAGAUGUAGGCGGUGCACAGCUCCUAGCGGAACGGGGAGGGAUGUGGGGAGCCCAGGCCGGCAACAACGAUGCUCCCAUGAGAUUGGGCGCGGACGGUCUCAACCAUCCGCAAACAUCGAGCUCAUCAUCAUCCUCGCCGGCUGCUGAGGCCACACAGUCCGCCAGCUCUCGCCAGUCGGCUCCUCCGCAGGACAAUGCCAACGCCAACGCCAACGCCGCCGCCUCUGCCGCGCUCCUUCCGCCGGCCCUGUUCGCUGUUCCUCUGCUCGCCAUCACUGCUUCUUCUCUCGCCUCUGCCCUCGUCUGA